AUGUCGAUUUCAUACGCCAACGUAGCAGCCAAUCCUCAGCAAGGAACUAAAAACGACUCUGUUGAAGAGUCUUUGAAUGUAUCGGCGUCUGCUCCAGAAUCGCCUAAGCUUGCCUCUAGUGCUUCGCAAGUGGCCGAGCCUUCAUCUACCCCUCUUAAUGAAGACUCCCCUGACACUGUUUCAGAGGAAGUCCCCUCUGAAACUGAUUCUUCUGUUCCAGCUGCUACCCCCGCACCAAAAGCAAAGAAGGUUUUGACCCCUGCUCCUGUUCCCUCUAAAGCUGUUUGGGGUGCUACUGGCAGUGUGAAGGUGUCUCAUGUGGAUGAACAUAAAUGGCCUACUCCGGACCAAGUUUCUGUGUUUGAACAGUCUCAGCAAACGAGCAGCAAGCCAGCUCAACCAAAAGACAUCAAGGCAAGCAAAUGGGUACCAAUCAACGCCAAGGUCGUGUUGCCAAGCCCUAGAUCCUCGCAAAACAGUGGUGCCGGCAAUCAGCAGAAAAACAAGAGAAAGAACAAAAACACUCGCAAAAACAAAAGUGCCUCUGCUCCAGGUUUUGAUGAUUCU
This is a messenger RNA of Metschnikowia bicuspidata var. bicuspidata NRRL YB-4993, 567 nucleotides long. RefSeq lists its product as uncharacterized. The transcript has a single exon. NCBI's taxonomy places the organism in Eukaryota, Fungi, Ascomycota, Pichiomycetes, Serinales, Metschnikowiaceae. The record is from RefSeq and is a predicted model, not a curated record. The annotation marks the transcript as partial.